Thunnus maccoyii (southern bluefin tuna) is the source of this 2504-nucleotide messenger RNA. RefSeq names its product zinc finger protein 501-like. The record is from RefSeq and is a predicted model, not a curated record. Gene Ontology annotation, molecular function: DNA-binding transcription repressor activity, RNA polymerase II-specific; RNA polymerase II cis-regulatory region sequence-specific DNA binding. The transcript is spliced from 4 exons. Gene Ontology annotation, biological process: negative regulation of transcription by RNA polymerase II. NCBI's taxonomy places the organism in Eukaryota, Metazoa, Chordata, Actinopteri, Scombriformes, Scombridae. Bases 16 to 2013 code for a protein of 665 amino acids.
AUCAGUUCAGGGAUCAUGUUCUCCCGGGAUGACCACAUGUUGACCGGCCGAUCAUCAAGGAGCUUCAAGUUACCGCGAGAUGUUGUGUGUGAACAUCGCGAGAACACAGAGGAGAUAUUUAAACUGGAACAGAAACAAAAGUCCGUCAGUCAGAGAGGAGACCUGCUGGACUUCUCAAACCAGGACCACUACAAGAGCGGAAUGGAGGAGAACCAGAACCCGGAGCACCACACCGACAACCCCGUUAAAAGGGCAGAACCCGGUUCUCGCUCCGCUACCACCGAUAAACAGGGGACAGAAAACUCUGGUUCACACUCCAACAACACAGCAGGUGUCAGUAAUGCACCUCAACACUGGUUGCUACCCGACAUAAAACAGGAAAAAGAAGAAGAAGAAGAACAGCUUAUCAGUCAGAGAGGAGACCUGCUGGAUUUCACAGACCAGGACCACUACAAGAUCAAAAUAGAGGAGAACCAGAACCUGGAGAACCACACGGACAACCCUGUUAAAAGAGAAGAACCAGGUUCACCCUCUGCUACCACCGAUAAACAGGGGACAGAAAACUCUGGUUCACACUCCAACAACACAGCAGGUGUCAGUGAUGCACCUCAACACUGGUUGCUACCCGACGUAAAACAGGAAAAAGAAGAAGAACAGUCCAUCAGUCAGAGAGGAGACCUGCUGGAUUUCACAGACCAGGACCACUACAAGAUCAGAAUAGAGGAGAACCAGAACCCGGAGAACCACACCAACAACCCUGUUACAAGAGAAGAACCAGGUUCACCCUCUGCUACCACUGAUAAACAGAAACAAAAAGGAAGCAAGGGACUCAAACAUCACCGCUGUCAGCACUGUGACAAAGCCUUCACGACAUCAACAUAUUUAAAGAUUCAUCAGAGAGUUCACACUGGAGAAAAACUUCACAGCUGUGACCAGUGUGGGAAAGCUUUCACUACAGACAGUAGUCUAAAAAUCCACCAACGCAUUCACACUGGAGAGAAACCGUACAGCUGUGACCAAUGUGGAAAAGCUUUCAAUCUUCUUGGUAAUCUUCAAAUCCACCAACGCAUUCACACCGGAAAUAAACCAUACAGCUGUGACCAAUGUGGAAAAGCUUUCACUACACACAGCGCCCUACAAAUACACCGACGCAGUCACACUGGAGAGAAACCGUACAGCUGUGACCAAUGUGGAAACACCUUUACUUUGCUUUGUAGUCUAAAAAGACACAUACGUAUUCACAUAGGAGAGAAACCAUUUAGCUGUGACCAUUGUGGGAAAGCUUUCACUGAUGACGGAGCCCUAAAAUGUCACCAACGCCUUCACACAGGAGAAAAACCGUACAGCUGUGAUCAAUGUGGAAAAGCUUUUACUUUGCUGUGUAGCUUAAAAAGGCACAUACGCAUUCACACAGCAGAAAAUCCGUUUAGCUGUGAUCAGUGUGGGAAAGCUUUCGCUCAAGACAGUAAUCUAAAAAGCCACCAACGCACCCAUACUGGAGAGAAACCAUACAGGUGUGACCAAUGUGGAAAAACUUUCACUGCAAGCGGCGAUCUGAAAAAACACCAACGCAUUCAUACUGGAGAGAAACCGUACAGCUGUGACCAAUGUGAGAAAGCUUUCAGUACAGACAGUAACUUAAAAAUGCACCAGCGUAUUCAUACAGGAGAAAAACCGUACAGUUGUGACCAAUGUGGGAAAGCUUUCACCUCAGACAGUAACCUAAAAAAACACCAACGCAUUCAUACAGGAGAGAGACCGUACAGUUGUGACCAAUGUGGGAAAACUUUCACACAAGCAGGUAAUCUACAAAUCCACCAAAGGAUUCACACUGGCGAGAAACCAUACUGGUGUGAUCAAUGUGGGAAAGCUUUUGUUACAGACAGUAAUUUAAAAAUCCACCAACGCAUUCACACUGGAGAGAAACCGUACUGGUGUGAACAAUGUGGGAAAACUUUUGCUCACAAGAAUUCCCUAAAAACCCACCAACGCAGUCACGCAGCAUUGUGUUGAACAUGUGUUAGAGGCAGGUUAGCGGUGUCGCCCUGCCUCCUCUCAAUGCCUUAAUAACAGUGUUGUUCUAUCCUGAAUUUCUCUACAAUCUGAGGGCUGCCAACAAUAACUUUAGAAACAGCAUGUAUGCCAUCAGCAGCACACAUGUCUGAAUUUUAAGCUCAGUGAUUGGCUGUUUCUGUAGAAAUGCACCUUGGGAGUCGUUGACUUCUAGCCUGAAUUUUUUUUUAAUUUAUUUUUGAGUUUCAUGUUGUGUUUGAAUAGAAUGUGUUGAAUGAAUUUGUAAAUUCUCCAGAACCACAGAAUUUCCCUUUUUUAAAUUAAAUUUAGCAUCAGUGGUUUCAACUAAAAUCCAUAAGUGAUUGACAUUAGCGUUAGCUUAUUGUCCCUCGCUAUUAUUAGCAGCUAUUUUUUUCCCCCAAAAAAUUUACAGCUCUGACUGUAUCUUACAAAACAGGACAGACUUUGGGAGUCAACAGUCAUAAUGACAG